CAUGGCUGAGAGAUUAUUGCUAACAGCACUGAAGGGUGGCAGGAACACUAAGAUCCUUACUUUGAAUGCAAAGAAGAUAACCAAGAUGCCCUCAGCACUGGAAAAGCUGCCUAAUCUGAGGACUCUAGACCUUCAAAAUAAUCGAAUCUCUAAAGUGUGCCCAGAGCUAAGGACCUUGACCCAGUUGACAUUACUAAAUCUGGGAAACAACCUUUUACAAGAAGUUCCUGAAGAGAUAAAAUACCUUACCUCCCUGAAGAAUCUUCAUUUAUUUGGAAACAGGAUUUGCAGAAUUGCUACUGGAGUCUUUGAUGGCCUGCGACACUUGAUUCUGCUUAAUCUGAAUGAUAACCAACUUACGAGUCUUCCUCAAGAAAUUGGCAGGUUAAGGAGGCUUACCUACUUAAGCCUCAACCAUAACAAGCUCACCGUCAUUCCCAAAGAGCUUUGUUCCCUUGUGCAUCUUUCUGAGCUGCAUCUUAACUACAAUCAGAUAGUGUGCAUCCCUGAAGAGAUUAAGUUCUUACAGAAUCUUCAGCAGCUUUAUCUGGUCAGGAACAACAUCGAAGUGUUGCCAGAGGAAGUUUGUCAUCUUACAAACCUAAGAGUCCUGGACAUAGCUGGAAAUGUUAUCCAGAUAUUUCCAGCAGGCUUUCAGGAUCUAAGGCUGAGAGAGUUCUACUGUGAGGGAAACCCACUCUUCCUGAAGAGGCCAGUUUUUGCUCCACAACCUAAGGACCUCUGGACCCUACGGGAAAUAGCAGCAAGAAUUGUCCUCUCUCUGUUACAAGAAAACAACCCUUUGGUUAUGAAUGCCAUAGAGUCUUACCCCGAGGCCAAGGACAAACUCUCCAAAUCGAAAAAAUGUGCAAUAUGCAAAAAACCUUUUUUAUCUGAGUGGCUGGAAUGUGUUUACUUUGUUGCUCCAUCAAAGAGCUGGAAGAUAAGCAGAAACCUAAAGCUGAUUCCUCUCCAGACAUUAGUCUGUUCCUACCAAUGCUUUGACCAGCGUGAUCCUGAUGAUGUCUUUGGGAUUGCUCAAGAGUAGAGCAGGAAGAAGAGCUUUCCUGUUGGUCCAUAUUGGAAGUGGAAGACAGUCAGAAAAUCUUUUGAUGACUAUAGGUGUUUGCUGGACAUUCAGGAAAGAGAAGUUGACUACUACAGGAGGAAAUCUGAAAAAUGACGGGAGC
This is a messenger RNA of Grammomys surdaster, 1190 nucleotides long. It is a transcript of the gene Lrrc69, whose product is annotated as leucine rich repeat containing 69. The transcript has 10 exons. Bases 2 to 1048 code for a protein of 348 amino acids. Lineage: Eukaryota; Metazoa; Chordata; Mammalia; Rodentia; Muridae. The record is from RefSeq and is a predicted model, not a curated record. Gene Ontology annotation, molecular function: protein binding.